Messenger RNA from Macadamia integrifolia, 2587 nucleotides. RefSeq names its product protein NRT1/ PTR FAMILY 5.10-like. The transcript is spliced from 3 exons. Gene Ontology annotation, cellular component: membrane. The record is from RefSeq and is a predicted model, not a curated record. Gene Ontology annotation, biological process: transmembrane transport; dipeptide transport. Gene Ontology annotation, molecular function: dipeptide transmembrane transporter activity; tripeptide transmembrane transporter activity. NCBI's taxonomy places the organism in Eukaryota, Viridiplantae, Streptophyta, Magnoliopsida, Proteales, Proteaceae. The coding region runs from base 888 to 2330 and encodes 480 amino acids.
GCCUCAUUUUAUUGGUAUUCCACUUCAAACACAUUUAAGGGACCAGUUUUAUAGAGGACCUGUUUAAAGUUAAAUAGGUCUAUAACCCGAUUAAAGCCUGUUUAUGGCAGCCCGAUUAAAGCCCGAAAUCGACCGACCCGAGUAUUGGUCGUAUCAUACCCUCUCUAGCUAAGCCCGUUUAGCUAAACGGACGUUCAUGGUGCAGCCUUAGAAAUUGGUUGAGCCCACUUAGAUCCGACCAAGACUGGCUCAGCCCGACCGCUUGACACCCCUGUUCCUAGUCUUAAAGAUUGAGUCAUGAAAUUAUCAGAAGCGAUUUUUAUUUCAAGAAAAAUCAUCCUCCUCAUAAAAGAGAAGAAAUAUGAUUCUGAACAUGAAUUAACCGAUCCAUGUUAGGAAGAUGGGUACUAUUCUGACAAGAGUAUACAAGAAACUGAGGGCCCGUUAGUUUUAAUCUGCAGAUGAGAAAAAAUUGGUAGUUUUGUUACUUAAAGGUGGUGGAAAAACAAAACUAGGCGAAAAUCAUCGUGAUGAUUUAUAUAUCUAUCUCUCUCAAAAUUCAAAAUUUUAUUAUAUAUCUAUUCUCUCUUAAAAUUCAAAAAAUUAUUAUUAUUAUUAUUAAUUUUUUUUUUUUAUUUGUUGACAACCAAGCAUAGCAUAAAGAUUUAUAUGUCAUUAGAAUAGGAUUGUUAAUAUCCCAGUGAAAUAAUUUAUAAUCUUAUACUUUUGCCCUUUUAAUAUAAUAAAUUUUUUUCCCAAUGGGGGUAAAUACUAUCAUUUAACAUAUAUAUGAUAAGUCGGUUCUAGCAUCUAGAAUUGCCCAAUGCCAUUUCUUUCUUAUUCAUAGGGAAUCCAAUGUUGUUGCGGUUUCCACAGCUCAAGAGGCUAUGUCUAAUGCGUGUAUGAAGAUUCGGCCAUAUUCCAUUCCGUGGCUGAAGGAAAUUUGUGAUCCUCAGGGGCUAGGCUUGUUAACUCUGUCGGCGGUGCUUCCUGCUCUCAAUCCACCCAACUGUCAAGAUAACAAUAGCAGUAGUUCUUGCCCUCCUGAAUUACAAAUCAUCCUUUUCUUCUUCUCUCUGUAUCUGGUGGCCUUUGCCCAAGGAGGGCACAAGCCAUGCGUACAAGCUUUUGGAGCUGAUCAGUUUGAUGCAAGAGAUCCAAAGGAAUGCAAAUCCAGAAGUUCCUUCUUCAACUGGUGGUAUUGUGCAUUUAAUGCUGGUAGUGUGGUUUCACUCACAGUUUUGAACUACAUACAAGAUAACAUGAACUGGGGUCUCGGCUUCGGAAUUCCAUGUGUUUCCAUGGUGUUAGCUCUUGCUGUCUUCCUUCUUGGAACCGAGACUUACCGCUAUAGUUUCAAGGAUGACAAUGGUAGCCCAAUAAUGAGAAUAUCCCGAGUGUUUUUCGUAGCAGCAAAGAAUUGGCGAAUCACCCCUUCAGCCCCCAUUGUUGAAGAGGAAGUAGGAGAAACUCACAGUUCUCAUGGUGCUCACCAAUACAGGUUUCUUGACAAAGCAUUGAUUACUACCUCAGACAGUCCAGAUGGUCUGAAGAAAGACCUAAAGGCAUGUAGCUUCAGUGAAGUGGAAGAAGCAAAGGCUGUAUUGAGAUUGUUUCCGAUAUGGGCUACAUGUUUGGUGUAUGCCAUUGCCUUUGCACAGUCGUCGACCUUUUUCAUAAAACAGGGUGCAACAAUGGACAGAUCAAUAGGUUCGGGCUUCAAGAUUCCAGCUGCAUCACUGCAGUGCUUCAUCAACUUAUCUAUUGUUCUUUUCAUUCCCAUCUUUGACCGCGUUAUCAUUCCAAUUUCCAGAGCUUUUACCAGGAAACCAUCUGGAAUAACAAUGCUCCAAAGAAUUGGAACAGGAAUGAUUCUAUCCAUGAUCUCCAUGGUGGUAGCAGCACUAGUUGAGAAGGAAAGGCUUAAGAUUGCCAUGGACUCUGGGCUUGUAGAUAAUCCAAAAGCAACGGUUCCAAUGAGUGUGUGGUGGCUAGUUCCUCAAUUUGUACUGUUUGGAGUUGCUGAUGUCUUCACUAUGGUUGGACUGCAAGAAUUUUUCUAUGAUCAGGUGCCAAAUGGGCUGCAAAGUGUAGGUCUCUCCCUCUAUCUUAGCAUCUUUGGUGUAGGGAGCUUCCUUAGUAGCAUUCUUAUCUCUGUUAUUGAGAAGGCGACUAGUGGGAGUGGUGGAGAUAGCUGGUUUUCAAACAAUCUCAAUAGAGCACAUCUCGAUUACUUCUAUUGGCUUCUUGCUGGGCUCAGUACAGCAGGAGUGAUUGUCUACUGGUACUUUGCCAGAGGUUAUGUCUAUAAGAGGGAAAGAACAAUGUAAGGGGCCUUUUUUGAACAGUAUAUAUUCAAAAUACAAGAAGGUGAUUACAACUAUGUUAGCGAGGCUAAAUCAUGACUGCCCUGAGGAGUUUUUGGUGUUUGGCCUUAUUAGAUAUAUAAUAGUUCUGUAUAGAAAAUCUGUUAGUUUUUACCGUUUUGUUUUUGUGAUCAUUAGUUGUUGCCUAAAUUUUGGACAUACAGAGAGCAUAGCUCAUACACUUAUUUACAUCAUUUUGAAAUAAUGAAUUGGAGAAUUCA